Molecule: messenger RNA, 7095 nt
Organism: Bursaphelenchus xylophilus (pine wood nematode)
Lineage: Eukaryota; Metazoa; Nematoda; Chromadorea; Rhabditida; Aphelenchoididae
Source: the annotation of a GenBank genome assembly
AUGAUAGCUAACCGAUCGCCGCCGCUAGCGGCCAGUCCGUCCACUUCGCGCCAGAUAUACUCGACCAAACCCGAUCCACAGCCGGUCCCCAUUCAAUCAACGCGACCCGACCCUCAGCUCAAUGGUAAGUGUUUUUCUCUGUUUGUUGGAAUUUUUAGGAAGCCGAUCGUGUUUUUGUAAACGAAGACGGACCAGCGGGGGUGGGUUUCAUCUGGCCAAGGUCCGGGUCGGGGUUGCGAAAUUCAGCUGUUUCAACCAAAACCAGCGUUAUAAUGGCCUUUACGGGCGCUUUCAACGAUUUUUCGCAUAGAUGGGAGCCGUCACAAAGGGGUUUUUGGAUUUAAAUUGAAGAGCUUUUAAAGGAUAAUGGAGAUUUUUGGCGUCGCGACACUUGCGGGCAACCACUUUGCGGGCAACCAGUUUGCGGGCAAAUUUUUUGCUGGCAACCACUUUGCGGGCAAAAUUUGGAGGGUCACAUUUGCGGGCAGCUGAAACAUUUGCGGGCAGCUGAGACAUUUGCGGGCAGCCUGGGACAUUUGCGGGCAACCGACACUUGCGGGCAACCGGCACCUGAGGGUAACAGGGUGGAGGUGGAAAAAUUACUAUGAUAUUUUGGAAAUUUGCCGACAUUUGCGGGCAGCCGACACUUGCGGGCAACCGACAUUUGCGGGCAACAGGAAAAAACAAUCACACAGACUGUAUUGGUACUUUUGGAACUGUUGCCCGCAAAUGUCGGCUUCCCGCAAGUAUUGCCUGCCCGCAAAUGUCGGAAAACUUCCAAAAUAUCGCAGUAAUUUUUCCACCUCCACGUUGUUAUCCUCAAGCGCCGGUUGCCCGCAAAUGUCGGCUGCCCGCAAAUGUCGGAAAACUUCCAAAAUAUCGCAGUAAUUUUUCCACCUCCACGUUGUUAUCCUCAAGCGCCGGUUGCCCGCAAAUGUCGGCUGCCCGCAAAUGUCGGCAAAUUUCCAAAAUAUCAUAGUAAUUUUUCUACCUCCACCCUGUUACCCUCACAAUCAGGUGUCGGUUGCCCGCAAAUGUCGGCUGCCCGCAAAUAUUCCAGGCUGCCCGCAAAUAUCGACCCUGCCCGCAAGUGUCCCAGGCUGCCCGCAAAUGACGGUGCUAUCCGCAAAUGUCGGCUGCCCGCAAAGUGGCUGCCCGCAAAAAAUUUGCCCGCAAAGUGGUUGCCCGCAAAGUGGUUGCCCGCAAGUGUGCGCCCGCCAGAUUUUUAUCGGGGAUUUGUGACUUUGCUAGAGUGAGAAAAUUUUGUAGACCCUUUUGCAACGAAAUGUGGACUACAAGCUCCCAAUUUAGAGGUUUUCCAUUCCAUUUCGGCCACAAAUUAUUAUGUCCAAAAUUCUAUGUAUAACAAAAAAAAAUCCAUUUUUCAACCCGAACAUUCCCAGGUCCAUAACGCUUUUGUAAGACGGCGGAUGAAGAAUAAAAUUGACAAAGAACAGGCCCAGACACCUCACGCUUUGAUGAAUAAUUCGAAUUCUUUGCAUUGAGCGAUUUUUUCAAUCAAAAUUAUCAUGCGAUUCGAGGAAAGUAGCAGUUUUUUUGAGGAAAGUUGAGAUUUUAUUCUUUGUUGUUGUAGAGGAGGUUUAGGCUCGGAAGCUUCUAAUACAACAAACUUUUUUGGAAUUUUUUGAUUCAGUGACACGAUGUAUUUUUGGCUGUCCCCAUGUGAAUUUAACGCCCUUAUUCUGAUGUUCCCGCUUGCAGAGAUCCGGAACGACGACGAUUUGCAUGGCGGAGGGCCGGUGUCGGCCUCGCAACCCUACCUCAAGGACGGCUCCACCAAACACAAGGAGAAGAUUGGGCACCGGCGGACGGACCGCGAAGGUGGGGUCACGUACAAGCGUGUCCCCACCAGCAACCUCAUGGGCGCCAUCCAAAUGGGCAUCUCGAACUCGAUCGGCUCGCUGGCGCACCGCAAGAUGCGCGACAUUUUGGUGCAGGACUUCGAUCUCAUCGAAACGGUGGCCUUCCCGAGGUAGGGAGUGGUGAUGCCAAGGGUUUGACAGUUUUCGUAAAAUGAAAUUUGGGUGUUUUUAUUUCAGCGAAGGAAGCGGCACCACUCCGUCCCACACAUUCGGCGAUUUCCGCUUCAAAACCUACGCACCUCUGGCAUUCCGAUAUUUCCGCGACAUUUUCCACAUCCAAGCCGCCGAUUUUCUUGUAGGUGUUUGGAAGGUUUUCCAUUUUCGAAUUUUAGAGCUCACUCUGCACGCAACCUCUGAAAGAGUUGUCGAAUCCCGGCGCGUCGGGCUCCGUCUUCUACGUCUCCGCCGACGACCGCUUCAUCGUGAAGACGAUUCAGCACAAAGAGGCCGACUUCCUGUGCAAACUCCUCCCCGGUUACUACAUGAAUCUCCAACAGAACCCUCGAACAAUGUUGCCCAAGUUCUUUGGCCUGUUUUGUUAUCAGGUAAGCGAAGUUUAUUUGAUUAUUUCUCUGUCUUUAGAGCCUCGGAAAGAACAUCCGGCUGAUCGUCAUGAACAAUUUGUUGCCCCAAAGCAUCACGAUGCAUCAUAAAUUCGAUGUCAAAGGAUCCACCUACAAGCGGUACGCGAGCAAGGCCGAACGCGCCAAGGCCUCGCCCACUCUGAAAGAUCUCGAUUUCAACGAAGAAUACCCAAAUGGGAUCACGUUGGACCCAAAAACCUACGACAUUUUGAUGGAUAUUGUGAAACGAGACUGUCUGGUCCUGGAAUCGUUCAAGAUUAUGGACUAUUCCUUCCUCAUUGGCAUCCACAAUAUCGAUUUGGAAGCAGGGACGGCCCGCGAAGACGAAGAUCAAGCUCCUAUCGCCUCUCAAGAAGUAAUGUCGCCUUCUCAAGAUGAUCUGAAAGCGGAAACGGAAUCAGAGAACCGAGAACCGAUCAGUGCGCGCACGGAGGCCUGGAGGGCGUUACAAUUGGACUUCAAUGCGCCAAAACCCAGUCACGAGUAAGAACUUGAGGGGAUUUUUUUGUUUAUACAGGAAGGAAAAUAUCAUUUCGAUAUUUUUAUUGUAAAUUUCACUUUGUUUCUCUCGAGAUUGACCUAAUUUCUCCGGAAUUGGCUUUGUAUAGACGGCCAAUUUAUUUCUUUGAUAACGCAUCCGUAAAGCUGUUGUUUUCUAGGAAUGAUGCAUCAAUUUGGUCCUUUCAUGUUUUGGCCAUGUAUUUUUAAGGUUUUUUCUUCCUUCCGGCAUACUUCAAACCCUUUCUUUUGUGACAGAAAGCAGAAUCUUUUUGAUUCCAAAAGCGAUUUCAUCACAAAAACAGGUUUUGAAAAAUGCCGGAGAGCAAAAAAUAGUUGAAACUUUAUGUCCAAAAAAUGACGUCCACUAGGAUAAAAUUGACACAUAAUACAUGAAAACGGUGGGUUUACCUAGGGGUUAUCUCCGAAAUAAACUCUCCAUUGCUUGUCGUUCCAGUCCGUAAACUAAUCCAGCAUUUUUUUCCAGGACCGGCGGCGUCCCAGCCCGCAACCACAAAGGCGAACGCCUGCUCCUUUUUCUCGGCAUCAUCGACAUCCUACAGAACUAUCGCCUCUUCAAGAAGCUGGAACACACUUGGAAGAGCAUCCUCCACGACGGCGACUCCAUCUCCGUCCACAACCCCUCGUUCUACGCCGAGCGCUUCCAGACCUACGUGGGGACGAAGGUCUUUGUCAGAGGUGGGAAGGAUAGGAUAAUCAUAGUCGUGAGCUAAUCUCAGAGUGCUUUUAAUCGACCUCUCUGGCAUUUGAGAGACUUGAAGCCACGUCUCGCUGCGAUUUUCAUUGCGGCAAGUUCGUUGGCUUUGAAAAUACGGGGGUUUUUACAGGUCCUUAAAUCAUCAAAAAUUUUCGAAUAUGCCAAAAGCUUUUUAAACCCUUUUGCACUGUGCGGUUACCUUUGAAAUUCGAAAAAUUCAACCCCUUUUCAACGAGCUUGUCACGUGUUAUUUGUGGCUUCGAGCUAACAAGUCGUGAAUGACUCUCCCUAACAUUUUGUUUAGUGGUACCUGGGACAGUAAUGUAACGCAUAACUUCUCACAAUUGCACUUGAUAUUGGAUAUUCACACAAUUUUCGUCUUUUUCGAGUCUUUUCUGUGUUGUCGUUGAUUGUUGUCGGAGAGUGGGGUAUCUUUGAGGAUUUCUCCAGCCAUAUUGGACUAUGCUGGUUAUUGUAGAGUGGAUGGGUGUUUUUAGAGGUGCUUCUGAGCUUUUGGUCUUGUGAAAUUAUCGUUUUCUGUUGUUUGAAAAGGAUGCUUCGUUCGGUGUUGUCAAAUUUUGGAUGUUUUUCGACGGGAGGGGUGGUUGAUAUACACGCCCUAACUGCUCGAGUCUUUUUGUCGACUUUUGCACCUAGUACAAGGCGGGAAAGUAAAAAUGACAAAUUUUCUUCGAAAAAAACUAGUAAAUUUAUUGUUUUUCAUGAAUGAUGUAUCAAUUUUUAUCCCUAUGCUGGCAAAAAGUGCGUACGAGUUUUUGUCGAAGGAAAAUUGUCAUUUUUAGUUUCCCAUCUUGCACUCGCCCUACUCACAUUUUCCCACUCGACCUUGUUCCUUUGUCGUCUGUUUCUAUGUUGUCCGAUGCUUUUUUUACCUUAUCCACCUCUUCCAAUCGCGUAUUUUAGCCGAACUCUCGCGCCAUCCCAACAAAUUCCGCUCGAUUGUCCACUCGUACCUGGGUGAGUCGUCAAUUUCCGUUCCCAAAAACAGACUGUGAAUCGUACCUCUUUCUCCGUUUUUCUGACCAUCAGUUCCGUUCUCCAAUGUUUUAUUUUUAUUUUAUUAUUUUUUUGAGUUUUUUCCCUCUUGAAUUCGAUAAGUUCUCGCCCGUUCCCUUGGUUAAAGGUUCGUUUCCUUUCUUGUAUCAACUUUGGUGGUGUUUGGUUCUGAACUUUCCUGUUCUCCAUCAGUUUCUCGCAUAGUUUGAGGUCGAUUUUCCAGGGGUCUAAUGCUAAAAGGUUCCUUCGCCUAUGUCGUGAAAAUGAAGCUUAAAAAUGUGAAAAAAUAAUUUGUGGCGGACCUGAUCCAGUGGCAGAAAACGUCUCAUUUUGCAUCCCGGAAUUGACCAAAAUGAAAAAAUCCUUCCCUUCUCUAAGCUAAAAAACUCCGCUUUGCAAAGCGCGCCCUUUCCUUCAAGGCGGGCUCUUCAACGCGGGGUUUUUUAGCUUAGAGAAGGGAAGGGUUUGGAGACAUUUUGGUCCCUUCCGGGAUGCAAAAUGAGACGUUUUUUGCCAUUGGAUCCGGUCCCUCGCUGUAGUUGGAGAGGGAGACAUUUUUCUACAGUUUUUGAUGCUUUCCGGAUGCAAAAUGGUAGUCGCUGGAUCAGGUACGUAACUGUACCUUAGGCCCCUAUUUUCCGACAUGUAAUGAGCUCAGAGAACUGGAAUCUCAAUGGGAUUUGAAAAAAUUAUUUUGUAAAGUUUUUCUUUCAAUUUCUUCUCUUCCGUCCCACGUUUAGCUUUGGCCCGGGUACUUAUCGCUGUAAUAGUAUCAAACUUUUAUACUUUCUGAUGUUGUUCAUGUUAAGACGUCUUCUAUUCGUAUCUUCCAAGCGCUGUCCAUCACCGGCUUCCACCUCUUUUACACAGUAAAUUUACUGGUUGUAACGAUGUUCAGGAUUAUUGAAGAAAUGGUUUAUUUUCCAAGGCUUGAAAUGCGUUCAAUCUAGGGCUGAUUCGAAUUGACAAAAGCAUGGAAAAAAUAAGCCAAAGUGAGCUUGAUUUCGAUAUCAAAAAGAAUCACAGAAGCACGAAAUUGAUUGUUGGUUUUGAAGACACUGCCUCUCUUCAAAAUCAACAAUUUUUUUUGUGUCGCUGUGAUGCUUUUUGAUGCCAAAGUCAGGUUCACUUUGAUGUCUUUUUCUCCACUUUUGUUUGUUGGAAUCCGCCAAACGUUGUAGGUUCUGUCUCUGUUAACAAAAGGGGAAGGUGAUUUAUGAAUCCGACCUCUUCUAGGGCCUUUGUUCUACUGGAAUUUGCAUGUUUUUACAAUUAAUUUUUGUUAAUUUUCAAUUCUUUUGUUCGGGUUUCCAAAAAUUAGUUUUUGAGGUGAAAGCAAUUGGUUAAAAUAAGUUGAAGACUUUUUUACGGUUGGAGAUGUAAACUGUCGACAUUUUCAGCGAUUAAACAGAACCCUCAACGGCAUUUGCGCAACAAGUCCAUCCCGGAAAAUGAGGAACCCAAGGAGAACGAACCUCUGAUUACACAGCGCAACACCGAACGCCGCUCCCAUUUCAAGUCCAGCGAUUCGGAGUGAGUCUUUUCGAUGGCUAUGGAGUAGAGAGAGCUUUAUGCAAGAAACUUUUGAAUUUUAGUCUAAAGUGAGGAUCAGCCUGGUCUGAAGUUUCGGCAAAAAUUAGUUUUUUUAUUCACCAGGAUUGUGGGGGCGGGUCGAGGCGGAAAUUUGCACUGUAGACACCAAUGCUAUUCCCCAAGAAGGAAUAGCAUUAGUGUCUACAGUGGGGGACCUGAUCCAGUGGCAAAAACGUGCCAUUUUGCAUCCAGGAAGUAUCAAAAAUAUGGCAAAAUGCUUCCCUUUCCAAGUGAAAAAAAAAUUUUUUUUGAAAGGCGCGCCCUUUCCCUCACAAGAAGAGCGGGCGCGCUUUUGAAAUCGGAGUUUUUUCACUUGGAGAGGGAGGUAUUUUGACACAUUUUUUGAUGCUUCCUGGAUGCAAAAUGGUACCUUUUUUUGAAAGUAGAAUGUAUUAAACGUUGACAUGGUUUGCUUUGCUUAUCGUCAACAUCAUUUACAAUAUCGUCGUAUCUUCCAUCCAAAAUGCCCGUUUAUCCUGUGAAAUACUCAGGUGUAAGAGUGAAAUACCCCCAAGGUUAUGUCAGGUUUUCUGCCAAAUGUUGAGUGAUAGGCAAAAGGAUUCUCACUUGCGUACAAUGUGACGUUUUUUGCGCUCAGCAAAAAGAUAGUUCCAACUUUCAAGCCAUAAAUUUGCGGAAUUUCAGGAAGCGCAAACGAAUGGACCGCCUUUUCGCAUCGCCCGACGACUCAUCCAAGUCCACCGCCGAUGCGACGAUCACCACUGCCGACCCGUCCGAGGUCGAUUCCCACAGGCCGGACCGCCCCCUGGAGUAUAGCGACAUCCAGAUCCGCCUCGACUAA